AUGGCCUCCCAGCUCUGCUCCCCGAUCUUCUCCUCUGGGUCCCUCAGGGGCCACUGUGGCGCGACCAGCGGCAUCUCUCGGGUGUCCUGUGUCCGCUCCGUGGGCUCCUGCAGGGGGUCCAGCCUUGCUGGUGUUUCGGGGUCAGCCUCCUCCAUCAGGCUGGGCCUCUCCAGCCUUGGGAGCUGCUUGCCUGGUUCCUUCCUGUCCUCUGGGUUCCAUUCCUCCGGCUUUGCCGGGGCCGGGGGCUGGCUCUGCGAGGGCUCCUUCAACGGCAACGAGAAGGAGACCAUGCAGUUCCUGAACGAUCGCCUGGCCAGCUACCUGGAGAAGGUGCGGCAGCUGGAGCGGGAGAACGCGGAGCUGGAGAGCCGCAUCCGGGAAUGGUACGAGUCUCAGGUCCCGUACAUCUGCCCUGACUACCAGAGCUACUUCAAGACCAUUGAGGAGCUCCAGCAGAAGAUCCUGCUAACCAAGGCUGACAACGCCAGGCUGGUCCUGCAAAUUGACAAUGCCAAGCUGGCUGCCGACGACUUCCGGACCAAGUACGAGACAGAGCUGGGCGUGCGGCAGCUGGUGGAGGCUGACACCAAUGGCCUGCGCCGGAUCCUGGACGAGCUGACCCUGUGCAAGGCCGACCUGGAGAUGCAGGUGGAGUCUCUGAAGGAGGAGCUGAUCUGUCUCAAGAAGAACCAUGAGGAGGAAGUCAAUACACUCCGAUGCCAGCUUGGGGACCGGCUGAACGUGGAGGUGGAUGCUGCUCCCCCGGUGGACCUCAACAAGAUCCUGGACGAGAUGAGAUGCCAGUAUGAGACCCUAGUGGAGAAUAACCGCAGAGAUGUGGAGGCCUGGUUCAACACCCAGACCGAGGAGUUGAACCAGCAAGUGGUGUCCAGUUCGGAGCAGCUGCAGUGCUGCCAGACAGAGAUCAUCGAGCUGAGACGCAACGUCAACGCCCUGGAGAUCGAGCUGCAGGCUCAGCACAGCAUGCGCAAUUCCCUAGAAUGUACCCUGGCAGAGACGGAGGCCCGCUACAGCUCCCAGCUGGCCCAGAUGCAGGGCCUGAUCGGCAAUGUGGAGGCUCAGCUGGCCGAGAUCCGCUGUGACCUGGAGCGGCAGAACCAGGAGUACCAGGUGCUGCUGGAUGUCAAGGCCCGGCUGGAGUCAGAGAUCGCUACCUACCGCCGCCUGCUCGAGGGAGAAGACUGCAAGCUGCCUGCCAAUCCUUGUGUCACAGAAUGCAAGCCUGCUGUUAGAGUUUCUUACGUCUCAAGCGGUCCCUGUGCCCCGGCCCCCCAGCUCAGCACCCAGAUCCGCACCAUCACGGAGGAGAUCAGAGAUGGGAAGAUCAUUUCUUCCAGGGAGCACGUGCAGCCGCUGUAA
Messenger RNA from Budorcas taxicolor (takin), 1380 nucleotides. RefSeq names its product keratin 36 (gene KRT36). NCBI's taxonomy places the organism in Eukaryota, Metazoa, Chordata, Mammalia, Artiodactyla, Bovidae. The transcript has 7 exons. The record is from RefSeq and is a predicted model, not a curated record. Gene Ontology annotation, molecular function: structural molecule activity. Bases 1 to 1380 code for a protein of 459 amino acids.